Chroicocephalus ridibundus (black-headed gull) is the source of this 6829-nucleotide messenger RNA. RefSeq names its product KIAA1755 ortholog. Lineage: Eukaryota; Metazoa; Chordata; Aves; Charadriiformes; Laridae. Bases 237 to 4007 code for a protein of 1256 amino acids. The record is from RefSeq and is a predicted model, not a curated record. The transcript is spliced from 14 exons.
AGGCGCGGCGGGCGGAGGGAGCCGGGCCGGGGCCGAUGGGGCCGGGGCUGCCCGCCCCCGCUCGCCGCUCGGGGAGGCGCCGGCGGCCGGGGAAGAGUCGCCCGUGGACCGGCGAGCGGCACCGGGCGGGAGAACCGGGGCGGUAGGGAAGCGCUCGGCCCCCCAGGAAAGAAGAGGGAAGGGACAGUUGGGUGCCGCGGGGCCCCCCCGGGACCCUCUGCCACUUCCCAGUAAACAUGGACGCCGGGUCACUGGACGCGGCGGUGCAGAGUGCCCUCCAGGCCCUCUACCCGCCUUUCGAAGCCACGGCCCCCACAGUCCUGGGCCAGGUGUUCCGGCUGCUGGAGACCAGCUACCGGGGAGAUGGGCUCUGCUGCCUGCUCCAGUUCCUCAUCCCGGCCAAGCGCCUCUUCGAGCACGUGCGGCAGGCAGCCUGUGCUCCCUACUUUAACUGCAUCUUUCUUCAUGAAGGCUGGCCCUUGUGUCUUCACGAAAAAGUGGUCGUCCACCUCGCGCCGCUCAACCCCCUCCUACUGCGCCCCGGGGAUUUCUACCUGCAAGCGGAGCCCUGCGAGGAGCACUCGGCGCGUAUCACCGUCAAGCACCUCUCCCACGACCUGCGCACGGUGGAGGAGACGCCCGUCCCUGAGGCCGCCUACGCGCUGCUCUUCACCAACGAGUGGCUGGAGGAGAUCAAUGGCAACCGGGACAGAACCCCCCUGCACACCUGCCUGGUGGCCACCGAGAACGGCAUCACCCCGCUGCCAUGGAGCAAGAUUGCCACGCCGGAGUUCAUCGACAAACCCAAGGCCGGUGCGGACCACACACCUGCAGGCACAUGGCAUGGUCCCGCUCCUGAAACUGCGGCCGAGCCAGCAGCACCCAGCACGCCCAUGCCCCACAGCACAGCAGACAUCCCGGCAUCCUAUGGCAACGUUGCGGGCACCAUCCCAGGCUGCAAGGUCACCUCUCGAAAGUCAAGCCAGGGAAGAUACCCAGGACUGAUCAAAGUGGACCAGGCUGGGCUGCGGAAGAAGCCAACCAUGCUGGCCAUGCCCAGCCUCUACGAGAUCAUCAGCCAGAACCUGGAGGGGGAGUACGUGGACCUGCUGGAGCUCUCCCAGGAGCAGCUGGACCUCCUGGCCAGGUCCCUGCCACCUGCCUGCCCAGCGGGGCUGAUGGGGUCUGGGGCCGAGGCGACGCUCCCCUGGGUGAAUGGGGGGACAAGGGCAGAUGCCUGGCCCUGCCGGGGGACACCGAGCUCCGAGGAGGGUCCCUGCACCCCGUGCCUGGGGAGGAAGCUGAGCCAGGAGCCAGGGCCACACAGCCCACGGUGCCGCCACCGCGACUCCUACCUGGCCGCGCUGCAGAACCCGGUGAGCUUCGGACUGAUGGCAGCCAUCCUGGAGGAGCCAGAUGGCCCCAGCCCUGGCCCCAAACCGCCCCCUGCCACCCCUCAUGAGACCCCUGCGCAGCUCGGGACGGGGGCUAGCAGCCCCACAGUCCUUGCCCGCCAUCCCCGCCGAGCGAGUCCCGGGGCGCAGGUGGAGGCAUUGGCGCGGCAGGGCAGCCCCCGGCUCCCUCCGGGCUCCAGCCACAAGUUCUCCUUCCUGAAGGGCCCACGGCUCGGGGUGGCCCCCGGGGACGAAAGAGCCACCAGCCAGCACGAAGGAGCCUGGAAGAGGAUGUCUGCCAUCUACUCGCCCAGGAUGGGCAGAGCCAAGCCAGCCGGGAAAGGUACGGAUGCGGCAGCCACUGCCACCAUGGAGGAGCGGUCCCUGGAAAGCACGGGCUGUAAGAACGGUCCCUCUGCGCCCAACAAGGGCACCUCUGGCCGGGAGCCACCGGCCUGGCAGGACCUGCAUGCUGGGCUGCUGCGCUCAGGCAUCGUGUGCCUGCCAGGGAGCUCGGACAGGAUGGGCAGGGCCCUUCUGCAGGUGACCACCAGCGGCAGUGCCUGGGGGGCUGCGUGGUGCUCGGCUGCCGAGCUGGCGAGGCUCGUCCUCUACCUCUGCUCCCUCCCCAGGCGAGAAGCGAAGGACGGCGGGCUCACCGUCGUGGUGGAUGCUAGGAAGCAGCCGCCCGCUCCUGUCCUGUUCGCGGCCCUCCGCUCUGUCCAGAGUGUCUCGCCGGGCUGCAUCCACACCGUGCUGCUGCUGGCCGAGAAGGAGCUGGCUGCCCACCGCGAGAAGCUGCCUGGGGUGCAGGUGGAGACCCUGGCAUCGCUGAAGGCUCUGGGCCGCUACGUCGACAGCUCCCAGCUGACACAGGAGCUGGACGGCACCUUCCCCUACUGCCACGGCGAGUGGGUUCAAUUCUUCCAGAAACUGCAUCCCUUCACGGCCGGCCUCAGGCGGGCAUCGGAGCUGCUGCAGAGCUGCAUCCGGGAGCUGCGGAGCGCCGACGCGCUGGCGGGGACACAGGACGCGGCCGCGUGCAUCAAGAGGCACCAGGAGCUGAUGCAGAGGGUGCUGAGCGACCCGCAGCUGGUGUGUGUGCAGCGCGAGGGGGGGGCCGUGCUGGCCAGGCUGCGCAGGGAGGCCACCCGGCUCAGCGCCUCGGCCAACGUCAGGACCAGCAUGGAGUCGGCCGAGGGGCUGUACAGCCAGCUGGAGGAAGAGCUUCACAACCUGGUGUCCCAGUCCAACAGCUGCCUGGAGCACCUGGAGUUCCUCCAAAAGGUCCGGGAGCUCGAGGCCGAGUUCAGCAAGCUGGGAUGCUGGCUGGACGGGGAGGCAGCGGCACGGCUGCAGGAGAUGGGCACCGAGGAAUGGAGCCCCGACAACUUCCAGGGCUCUGCUGAGCAAUUUAACGAGUUCUUCGUCCAGGCAACAGCUCAGUACCAGCACGGCCUGGCCCUGUGUCAGGAGGCGGCUGAGGUCCGAGACGUGUCAUUCCCCGAAGCAGACCCCUUCCAGGUUGCUGCAGCCCUUUUUCGGACGAAGCUGAUGAGCUUCUACAGGCAGGUGGAGCGGCGACAGGCUGAGCGGGAGCUGCUGCAGGAGCUCAGACGGUUCUCCAGCAAGAUCACGGGGCUGAAGCUGGACUGCAGGCAGUGCUCAGCCCGGGUAAAACGUGGGGAGGGCCAGGCGCUGCAGUGCCUGCAGAGCUCCUUCCAGAAGCUGUCGGUGGAGUUCGCCCUGGAAAAGCUGCAGGAGAUGAAGGCUCAGGUGCACAGGAUGCAGAGCAGCCAAGGGCUGGCAGCCUGGACCGAGGCACGGCAGAAGUACCAGGAGACCCGGCAGGUCCUGGAGGAGAUGCUGGCGGAGCUGCAGGAGGCCUGGGGAGCACAAGCUGAUGGGCAGGGAGACACCUUUGGCUCCCCCAGCUCAGGGUCUGCAGCCCCUUGCAAGGAAGCCCCAGUCUGCAAAGCAACCGCCAGCCCCGAGCCAGCGGUGUCGGGGGGCCGCGGGGCGGUGGAGCAGCCAGAACCCAACGCCCAGGGACCAGGACAGCCCCCGAGACGGGGAAAGCCCCGGGCCAGCAGCAUUCCUGGCCCCACGCUGGGGACGGAGCUGAGCUCCCCACAGCCCCGCUGCCGGCAGGGGACAGAGGGUGACGGUGCCCUUCAGCGCCGUGUCUCUGCUGACACCCCCCUCACAAAACUCGAGAGCGGAGCCCGCCUGGGAGCUGCAGGACACCUCGCCCAGGAGCGUGGCCAGCCCCUUCAGAGGCAUUCCUUCACUCUGCCUCCCCGGGCACAUUUUCCAAGUUCUGACCCAUUAUGUCCCACCACUGUGCCCCACGGGACUGUCUCAGCCCCCGGCACGCAUGGUCCAUCUGCAGAUAAACGAACAGAAACCACACAGUACUUCCAGGUUUCCAGCCAGAGCAGUUUCUCCUCUGAAGACUCAGACUCACAGAACUCCACCGAAGAAGCCCCAGCAGCGAGCCUGGCUUUGCCCCGGGACCUCCAGAGUCCCCGACCAUCUUGCCCCUCUGAAAAGCCACCCCAGAUUGUUUAUCUGGAGAACCACCACACCGAGAGUCCAGCAAAUGCCAAGUAAAAAACAGUCCCUUCCAGCUGGGGCUUUUGUGGAAGUCUCAAUCACCAACUGGAUGAGACAUCCCAUGCUCGGAGGUGGGAUACUGGGACCUGUUGCCCAACCCUCGGUCCCCGAGUCCUUCAGUUCCCCAUACUUAGCACUCACCCCGCUGUGGAAUGGCAAUAACCCCAUCACGAGCCUCAUGAGGUUCGUUAAUAAUCUACUAGGUGUGUAGCAAUCCUCACGUAAAGUGCAUUUAUCCUUAUCAGCGCCAGGUUUGCCUCCGGACAUCGGUGAGGGUUCCCUGCAGUCAGCAGCCGUGCUCGGAGCGUCCCAUGGGAGCGCAAACCCGUGCCGAGGUGUUUCUGCCUGCGCUGCUGCUUUGGCCCUGGCCGAGCAACAGCGACAGGCGUGUUGUUCACGUGCACUCGUUCAGGUGGGACUAACGUUAUUAGCAUUAAUAAAUCUAAAGAGAAGCGCCCAGCACGGUUCUUGUGGAGCAGAAUGUAAAGCCGUGUCCUGCCAAUAGCCAGGCGCUGGAUGCUCGCCCAGGCUCCCCACCACUGCCCCAGCCCAGUGCCAACGGGCAGCCGGUGCCACCCCGACAGCCUCCCGUGUCACCUGCAUGGGCUGUGGCCACAGCCUGGCUUCUCCUGCCCACUGCCAGCAGGAUGGCCCUGCUCAAACCGCUGUUGGCUCAUCCCUGUUGUGCCCUGCCCUGUUGGCCCCCGCUGCCAGGUUGUGGCCAUUUGCAGAAUGAGUCCUUCUCCCUUUUUUGGGGGUUAAAAGAAAUGCCUCGGUCUCCAGUUCUCACUCCCAUCCUAUCCCCUCCCCGGUACAUGGGCGAGGGUGGUGUCAUCCCGCUCAGCCUCCCCACUUGUUGGGAACGCGCCGUCCCCGAGCCUUGGGGAUCCAGCUGAGCUGGCUGCGACCUCGCCGAUCACCGUCCAAAACCGCCCGGGGUCCCCGGGGAUCCCGUCCCCAUCGGCACAUCCCGCCGAGCCGCGCUGCCUGUUUGGGCACCCGGGAGUGGGUGAAGCCAGGCGAGGGACGGGCUGUCCCGGCCAGGGCCCUGCGCCACCCACCACCCCAGGCAGCCGCAUCAUGAGCUAAUCAAGAGACAUCGUAGAAAAAGCAAUAUCUCACGUAGGAGCCGUUCCAGAAAACCACCCUCCUCCUCCCAGCCACGGCGCAGUCACGGCUCACGACGCUGCGCCUCAGCAAAGGGCAGUUGCCCAUCCCAGUGUUUGUGAGCAUCACUCAUACCCCCCUCAGCCUUGUUUUUGCCAAAUCCCCAAGCCAAGCCCCGCUGAGCUCCUCUCUGGCUGCUGCAGUCUUGGCCGCCCCCCAUGGUGCCGCAUUCCUCCUGCCCAGGUCAUUAACAGCAGUGUUAAUGAAGAUGGAUCCCAGCCUGCUCCCCAGGCACUGCCCUGGGACCUCCUGCCUGUUGCCUCUCCCAGUCCUACCCAUUGUCUGCUCUUACAUCUCCUUACACUUCUUUUAAGCUUCAUCUUUUCCAGCUCAAACACUAAUUUCCCCAGUAGCACUUCUGUCACUGCUUCACUUAAAUCCCAAGAGCUGAGUCUAUCCCAUUCCUUUUGGCUUAAAAGUAAUUAUCAUAAAGAGACACCGAGGGAGGUCUGCAAGAUCCAUCCUGGGUGAACCCAGCCAGCUUUGCCCCAUUCUCCAAUCAGUGCCACGUCCUGAAUGUCACCGAGGUCACCCCAGCCAGGACACUUUUCCCACCUCUUCAUGUUACGAUAUUUACCCGUGCCCAACUCUCUGGCCCCGUGCCGAGUUUAAAGGGCUCCGGGAAUCCCCUUGCUGCAGAGCCGAUGUGGUGCAUAAAUCCAGAGAAGGAGCAGACGGACGUGCCCUCCCCUGCUCCGACAUCCCCGCGAGCCACCACGGCUGGCUGUCCCUGUGCCAGCGAGCCGAGCACACCGGCUCCCUGGCCCCGCACACGCGCCUGGAGAGGGCCGUGCCUGCCUGGACGGCACCCAGCUCAUCGCGAGAGCCAAAAAUCUCAUCUACCUCCAAAAGCAUUUAAAGCCUGACAGUUCCCUCGCUCAAUUUGCUGCUCUACCGAGAGCUGAUUUGUUGUAUCACUCCGUUACACACUCGCCUCGGCAGCGCACUGAGGAAGCAGCAUGCUUUCCAAAUUCCUCUUUGGAUACCGAUUUUUACCUGUCGUUUCACAGAAGCCCGUGGCUUCGGAAGUCCUCGUUAUCAGACCACGUGCGGCUGAGCGCAGCCUCCUGCGACCGGCACAGCGCACACAUCCCACCCUGGGCUUGUGCUGGUGUUUUGAUGGGGCUGGACAUGCCGCCCGUGUUACUCAGCUCCUUUGGGAAAGGCGGACAGUGCUCAUCAUUGCUGCCACAGGCAGGGCAGGGACGUCUCUGCAGGGACCCGUGCUAUGGCAAGGCAGCUCCAAGCCCAGCGAGGGCCAGCCAGGAUGGAGACCCCAGCCGGGAUGGGAGACCCCGGCCGGGAUGGCUGGGACCAGCCGGGUUCUGCUGGGGCCAAGCUUCCCAAAACCCAGACAGCUGCCACCAUCAGCCCACCUGGCAUCGGCGGGUGCGGACGGUCCCCUCCCCAUCACUCCUGCUUUCUUAUCAUGUCGAGGAGAGUAGUAAAUAGACAGGUAUUAAAAAUGAACCGCUGUGUAAAUUGAACAAGGGCAAGGAAGAGGGAUGAGGAUAUUAUUACUGAAGUAAUAGCGCGUGGGAGCGUUUGGGUGACGCCGUCGUUGCAUACAAACCCCUCGCUGUUACGCGGUGUCACUGGAUAAGCAUCCCCCGUCCACAGCUGAGGCUGCUUUUUAUCAGUCUGCAACGCUC